AUGGGCUCUACGGAAAACGGACACACUACCGACCGCCGGUUCGGAACACUGGCUGUUCACGCCGGUGCACCUCACGACCCUGUGACCGGCGCUGUCAUUGCACCGAUCUCCCUGUCGACCACAUAUGCUCAGACCAGUGUUGGAAACCCUGUUGGUCUGUACGAGUACACACGAAGCUCUAACCCCAACCGUGAUAACUUCGAGCAAGCUGUUGCAGCCCUCGAGCACGCCAAGUACGCUCUUGCUUACUCUUCUGGCUCCGCUGCCACUGCCAACGUCCUCCAGUCCCUUGCCGCUGGCUCGCACGUCGUUUCGGUCUCCGACGUUUAUGGCGGUACUCACCGUUACUUCACCAAGGUUGCCUCGGCACACGGUGUCGAGGUCUCCUUCUCCCCCUCCAUUGAGACCGAGCUGGAGAAAAUGAUCCGUCCCGAGACUAAGCUCAUUUGGAUCGAGACUCCCUCCAACCCCACUCUUGGCUUGGUGGAUAUCCGGGCUGUUGCCGACAUUGCCCACCAGCAUGGCAUCCAGGUCGUCGUCGAUAACACUUUCAUGAGCCCCUACGUCCAGAACCCUCUGGAUCACGGUGCUGAUAUUGUUGUUCACUCCGUGACCAAGUACAUUAACGGUCACUCGGAUGUCCUCAUGGGUGUUGCUGCCUUUAACUCCGAGAGCCUCAAGGAGCGCCUCGGCUUCCUCCAGAACGCCAUUGGCGCUGUUCCCUCCGCCUUUGACUGCUGGCUCGCUCACCGUGGUCUCAAGACCCUGCACCUGCGCGCCCGCGAGGCUUCCAAGAACGCCACCGUCAUUGCCAAGGCUCUGGAGGCCUCUCCCCACGUCAUCUCCGUUAACUACCCCGGUAUUGACUCCCACCCCCAGCGCGCUAUUGCUCUCAAGCAGCACCGCGACGGUCUCGGCGGUGGUAUGCUCAGCUUCCGCAUCAAGGGUGGCCAACAGGCUGCACACGAUUUCUGCAAGUACACCAAGGUCUUUACGCUGGCCGAGAGUCUGGGUGGCAUUGAGAGUCUGUGCGAAGUGCCUUCCAGCAUGACCCACGCUGGUAUCCCCAAGGACCAGCGCGAGGCUGCCGGUGUCUAUGAUGAUCUUGUGCGCAUGAGCUGUGGUAUUGAGGACUCUAUUGACCUUCACGCCGAUGUGAUGCAAGCUUUGGCUCUUGUGUCUAAGGCUUAA
This is a messenger RNA of Penicillium paradoxum, 1191 nucleotides long. Its product is annotated as cystathionine gamma-lyase CYS3. Lineage: Eukaryota; Fungi; Ascomycota; Eurotiomycetes; Eurotiales; Aspergillaceae. Gene Ontology annotation, molecular function: pyridoxal phosphate binding; cystathionine gamma-lyase activity. Gene Ontology annotation, cellular component: cytoplasm. The transcript has 4 exons. The record is from RefSeq and is a predicted model, not a curated record. The coding region runs from base 1 to 1191 and encodes 396 amino acids. Gene Ontology annotation, biological process: transsulfuration.